This is a messenger RNA of Anopheles cruzii, 531 nucleotides long. RefSeq names its product C-type lectin 37Db-like. Gene Ontology annotation, biological process: biological process involved in interspecies interaction between organisms. The record is from RefSeq and is a predicted model, not a curated record. NCBI's taxonomy places the organism in Eukaryota, Metazoa, Arthropoda, Insecta, Diptera, Culicidae. The transcript has 2 exons. Gene Ontology annotation, cellular component: external side of plasma membrane. The coding region runs from base 1 to 531 and encodes 176 amino acids. Gene Ontology annotation, molecular function: carbohydrate binding.
AUGACGAAUCCAACAAACCUCGCGGCAUUUGUUUUGUUUUGUGGUUUUGUCUUGGUCUUGCAAGUCCAUCCGUCCACUCCAGCGGAUGAUGACGAAACGUUUGCGUUGUAUCGAGAGAAGAGCUACUAUUUCGGCAGUACUUUCAAGCUCAAUUGGUUUAAAGCGGUCGAGUUUUGCCGGAGCCGCGGCAUGUUUCUGUUGUCGGUGCGAAAUGCGGCCGAGCGGGAAGCCGUCAUGGCGUACCUGAAAGGUACGGGUUACACCGAAAAGCACAAAGGACUCAUGGCGUGGAUCUCGGCGAACGAUCUGGGCGAGGAAGGUGAAUUCCGCUGGGCUUCUACCGGUGAAUCGGUCGCGUACGAGAACUGGAGCGAAACUGAGCCGAACAAUUACGAAAUCGAUAACUGUACCACGGAAAAUUGCGCCAUUCUGGAGUACUGGGCCGAUGGGGGUUCAAACUACAAUUACACCUUCAACGAUCGCGCCUGUCGGCGGGAGUAUUAUUUCAUUUGCGAAUCGCUGGCUAAUUAG